This is a messenger RNA of Seminavis robusta, 2082 nucleotides long. NCBI's taxonomy places the organism in Eukaryota, Bacillariophyta, Bacillariophyceae, Naviculales, Naviculaceae. The record is from the annotation of a GenBank genome assembly.
AUGAACAAUAUGCAAUGGUCAGAGCAGUCUUCUUCACCGCAUGAUGGCGGACCUGGAGCUCCGACUAUAAAGAACCAUUCGGUGACCCAUUUUGCUGGCACUCUAUACGCUUUCGGUGGCUAUGAUGGAAGAAGAAAUCACAAUUCGCUGCUGCUGUAUUCCAUCCGGGAUCAGAGAUGGUUUCGACCUCAUCAUGUAGGAACUGGAGGCCCAGAUCAAGCAGCAUUCUUGGGCGAUACCACCGUUUUGGUGACAGGCAAUGCCCCGCCCGGCCGCAAUGGUCACUCUGCCACCCUUGCGGCUGAUCCUGAUGACGACGAAAAUGGUAGAAUAAUUAUCAUUGGAGGUUGGUUGGGAACAGGUCCCUUGGCUGCUUCCGACAUGCACGUGUUGGACAUCGCCAAUGGUGGCCGACGGCUCAGAUGGUAUCAACCCGCCGUGAAAGGCACCCCUCCUGGUCCAUGCAAUAUGCACAGUGCUGAUUAUGUUGCUAGCAAAAAAGAGGUCUAUGUGUUCCGUGGUGGAAAUGGUCGCGAAUAUUUGAAUGAUUUGCAUGCUUUGCAUGUCGAAUCUCUCACCUGGAGAAGGGUCGAAACCAAUGGUGCAGUGCCACAACAACGAGCAAAUCAUUCUUCAGCCAUUCUAGAGGACACUGGCGAGUUGUUUAUUUUUGGUGGAUGGAAUGGAACAGAACGAUUGAAUGAUAUUCAUAUUUUAGACACCGAAACAUCCACCUGGACCUGUCCACACAUCGGAGGCCUUUUGCCGCACCCAAGGGCAGGGAUGACCCUGACAGCCCUCAGGGGUCGACUGUAUCUGUUUGGAGGGAGUGGCACGAGCUCAAAGUGCUUUCAAGACUUGCAAAUAUUGGACCGUUCAGAAAUGGCGUGGUUGGAUGUUACCGCAACACAGUUCGAGCCGAGGCGAGGUAUGCCGGGAAACUCCAUGCUGGGAGGAAUGAAUGAACACAACGCUGCCGAGAGGCUCAUGAAUGCGCACCACAUGAACGACAAUACACAUAAUGACGAUUAUAAUCUACGAUGGCCACUUGUGGGCAAUAUCGGGGCAGGGGGGUUUCAUCCUGAUCACCCUGUACUGAUCGGCAACGGCGUUGUGCCAGGUCAUGACAGAGAAAUGAUGGGCGAUAGACCAACGCAGAGAUAUCACCCUGGUUUACCCCAUGGAAACGUCAUGCAGCCUGGACAACGCCUCGGAGCCAUGCGUUCUCCGUCACUCGCGGGAGGAAUGCAAGAUGGUGGAGGCGGCAGUUCUUACGCGCCAUCAGCACAGCUUGACUGGCGAGCUAGAGAUUAUGCAUUUCAAACCGGGUCCCCUUCUCAGGGCGGGAGUAUUGUACCGAUGGCGGGUGGUGGCGGCGCAAAUCCAAACGAUGAGGAGACCAUCCCAACUGUGUUAGUGCACGGAGUAGGCCCCGGUCGUCGUGCCGGUCACACAGCAACUGCAGUCAACAGGCGAAUUUAUGUUUUCGGCGGCUCUUGCGGAAGCGAUUACCUCAACGACUUCUUUGUUUUGGACUCUGAUCCGCCGCCUCACGCGCGAGUCACUGAGCCGACUAGUCUGCAAUUGCUCGACAGAAGAUUGAGACACUUUUUCAACGACGACGAAUUCUCGGACGUUACAUUUAUCGUUCAGGGGCAAAAAGUCUAUGGUCACCGACUGGUAUUGUCAAUUGUCUCGGACUGCUUUCGAGCAAUGUUCACCACAGGGUUUCGAGAGUCUCAAGAGAUGGAAAUCGAACUCAAUGAUGUUUCGCUAGAGGCCUUCCUUGCUGUCAUGGAGUAUAUCUAUACUGGGCAGACACCGAAGAUGGACCCUGGUCCUUCGCUUCGGCCUGGGCCUGAUGCAGCUCGUGACGUGAGCUUGGGCCGAAUCAUUGAGAUAUUGGAGUUGGCAGAUCGAUUCUUCUUGGAUCAUUUGAAGCAAAUCUGCGAAACCAUGCUGCAGCCAUCUGUCAGCGCUGAAACUGUUGAAUUUCUGCUGCCUCUUGCUCAAAAGACCAAUGCGGGCCAACUCCAAACAAUUUGUGAGCACUUUAUACGCAACCAGCAAGAACAUGCAUAG